Malassezia globosa CBS 7966 is the source of this 2400-nucleotide messenger RNA. RefSeq lists its product as uncharacterized. The record is from RefSeq and is a predicted model, not a curated record. Gene Ontology annotation, biological process: mitotic recombination; mismatch repair. The transcript has a single exon. Gene Ontology annotation, cellular component: nucleus. NCBI's taxonomy places the organism in Eukaryota, Fungi, Basidiomycota, Malasseziomycetes, Malasseziales, Malasseziaceae. Gene Ontology annotation, molecular function: ATP binding; ATP-dependent DNA damage sensor activity; mismatched DNA binding. Bases 1 to 2400 code for a protein of 799 amino acids.
AUGGUACCUGCAACUCAUCUUGAGGUUUAUGUAAAACGUCUCAUUGCGCAUGGGUAUAAGGUAGGCGUGUGCCGCCAGACUGAAACACGUGCUCUCAAAGCAGUGACGGAGAAUGCAAACAGACCCUUUGAACGCAAACUCUCAGGCGUUUAUACUGCCAGUACAUGGAUCGAUCAUGUUUCCUGCUGCGAAAAGUCUGACGAACAAGUGAUUUGUGCCAUUGUUGACCGCCCAACGUCUCGGACGUGCACUGCACUUGCGUUUGUCUCCAUCGAUAUGGCGACGUCCUCCAUCACGUACGAUGAAUGGCUCGACGAUUCAACACGUGAAGGGCUCUAUACACGUAUUAUGCACCUUGUGCCGCGCGAGGUCGUUUUGCUUUCCAGUCUGAGUGAUGGAACGCGAAGGGCCGUGUCAAUGUAUGCGGCUGCAUCUGCCACCUACAACGUCCGCAUGGAGACACGCGAAGCAUUCGAGCCGCUUGCCUCAUUCUUGCAAGGCGAUGUGCUUGCGUGGGCACUAGCUGCCUGCCCGGUUGAGGUUCAGCGUGCCUUGGCACUUUUGCUCACUUAUCUGGCUACGUACGAUUUGACAUCCGCGUUUCACUAUGUCGAUCAUUAUGCGACUUUCACCUCACGCUCGUCCAUGGUCUUAAGUGGAUCCACUUUGUCGCAUCUGGAACUGCUGCGUAACGCGACAGAUCAUGGUGGGGAUGGGAGUUUGUUUUGGCUUCUUGAUGAAUGUGCUACAAGUAUGGGCCGUCGGCUUCUUCGGCAGUGGAUCCGACGGCCCCUUGUUGAUCCUGUGGCUAUUCAGGCUCGUGCGGAUGCUGUCAGUCUGCUUCGUGAGCGCCGUGAUCGAAUUCUGCAUCGUGUCGUCUCUUUGCUCACCCACCUACCGGAUCUCACGCGCGGACUAACGCGGAUUCUGUACACACUUGUUGACCCCGCCGAACUUGUAUCAAUCCUUCUUACAUUGUAUCGUGUCACGCACGAAAUAGAGGCUCAUGAUUCCACGCGCAGCACACUUCUCAAUACUGCUCUUCAAGAUCUGCGUGCACCCAAGUCGGAGGUGAGCGCAUUUGUGUCCGCGUUACAUAUUCCCAACGCACGCAGCAAUUCGAAGGUGUCACUUUACACGGAUUCCUCAAGAUACCCAGCGAUUCAAAAGUGGAAGCAACAGCUAGAAGAUGAUGAGCUCGCGGCACAGUUGCAACUCGUUGACAUCCGCCGCAUCCUUCGUCGUCCAGCACUGCAAUUCAUCAGUAUCGCCGGCAUUGAUCAUCUUAUCGAGGUUCGUGCAUCCGAUGCAGGGCGCGUACCUGCCGAUUGGGUGCGGAUCAAUUCGACGAAGCGCGCCGUACGCUUCCACACACCGGCUAUUGUCGAACUGCAGCGCCAGCGUGAUCGGCACCGCGAAAUGCUUACCGCGGUCGCAAAUGAGGCAUUUCGCGAUUUUGUUCGACAUGUAGCUCAGGCAUACAUGCCACUUCGACGAGCUGUGCAUGCGCUUGCAACGAUCGAUGUGCUGACUAGUCUUGCACGUGUUGCCUCGCGACCUGGCUAUGUCCGACCCCAUGUCCAUGACCAAGGUAACUUGAUUCAGUUGCGUCAAUGUCGGCACCCCGUGACAGAGGCACGGACAAAUGGGUACAUCCCCAACGAUAUUGCGUUAGGAAGCCUGAAACAAACUGAAGCACCGCGUGGGAUGCUCUUAACCGGCUCGAAUAUGGGUGGAAAAUCCAGCAUGAUGCGCGCCAUCGCAUUGACAAUAAUUAUGGCCCAGAUUGGCUCUUUUGUUCCAUGUCAAUCAGCAGAGAUUACAUGCCGUGAUGCGAUUGCUUCUCGCAUGGGUGCUCGAGACGACAUUCUGCGCGGCGAAUCAACGUUCCUUGUUGAAGCGCGUGAAACCGCAUUCAUCCUGCGCACGUCAACGCCCCGAACACUGGUGUUGCUGGACGAGUUUGGCCGUGGAACUUCUACCUUUGACGGGAUGGCUCUAGCAUACGCAGUGCUCCGCUCAUUUCUCGAGCGUGGACCAGCCAUGCCGACUCUCCUGUUUAUUACUCACUAUGUCCCACUUACACGCCUGGCACACUUGUUCCCUCAACAGCUGAUGAAUGUGCAUAUGCAAGUGCAAAUCAUGCGUCACCAGGGCAAAGAAGACGAAGUGGUUUUUCUACAUCGGGUUCUGCCAGGUGCUGCAUCCAGGUCAUUCGGCAUCCACGCUGCAGCACUGUCUGGCAUUCCAACCACCAUCAUCGAGCGCGCCAAGAGUAAAGCCCUUGAACUUGAAGAGGCUGAGCGUUUGAUACAUUACGCACACGUGGUCAAGCUUCUAGGCCAAGGCGAUGCAGAGGCCGCUUUGGAGUCUAUACAAUCCAUAACACUUGAAGCAUAG